CUUUCCCUCUGCUCCUGGUUAUUGAUUUACAUCAGUUACCUAAAUGCAUGAUGUUUAGAAUGAUCCACGGUUAUUUAAGGAGAGUUCCAAAGGUGUUGAUAAUAUAUUUUUGCUGAAACAACAUUCCGGCAACAUGACGGACGGUGGUGAAAACGUUGAAAACACAAAUAACGAUGAGGAGAGGAAUAAUGGCUUGUUUAUUAGAGAUGAAUUUCCGGUGCUAUUGGUAAUAAUAAAAGUAGUAGUAGUAGUGGCAUUUAUGCUACCUUUGGCCGAAUAUUCGAUUAAAAUGAACAUCCGGAAGGAAGCCGGUCAACUACCAAAACCAGUUGAAUUACCGAGGAAAAUUCCAGAACAAAAAAUCCUACAGGUUAAACCAGUGAAAAAAAUCAGUAUAAUUUCGACUUGCCCGAAACCCAGCGACAUCAAAAUUCUAAAGGAUAUUAGCGAUGAGGUGACAUCCUGGGGUACUCAAUGCACCCCCGAAGAUUUCUCCAACAUUAACAAACACAAAAUCCCUAAGAAAAUCCUAACAAUGCCAACAAAAAAAGAAGCCAAAGUUCCAGCCAUCGUGAACUACGCGGUGGGCAUCGUCCUCAUGGGCUCGCUCGCCGCCGCCCUGCUGGAGCUCUACCGCGCCAAGCGGCAGCCGGAGAAGAAGGACGGCAAGAACUCGCUGAGCCGCAAGUGCUCGCUGGCCGAUCUCACCGUCAUGAAGCACCAGCGCAAGGAGAUGGUGCGCCGCGAGUCCAUACUGGAACUACCCGAGGAGAACCUCUACUCCAAACAAUUGGACAACAAACCGUCUACCUUGCACCGACAAAGCUCCUUUCCCGCGCGAUCGGUAGCUCCCUGCGGGGUGUUCCUGCGCCGAAGGCUCUCCAUGCAAACCACCCGGUACGUGCCCGUCGUCGACGGCAGGCCCGCCGCCGUGCUGGAGGGCGGCAGAAGGCACUCCAUAGUGACCGACGGCAGGCAGCCGCUGAUAUUAGAGACCAGGGCGUCCUGCGAUCCGAGGAAGGCUGUUGGCGGCGCGCUGGGUGAUUCACCGGAGAGGAUUUACCACAGACGAGUGCACAGGCAUUGAAAUAUUUAUUGGGUAACUUGUUCGAUGACAAUAAAGGAGUUGUCGAUGAUUGGGAUGGGAUGUCAAUGUUUUGAGUGAUUGUUACGGCUGUAAUUAUUGAUGUUGAUGCAAAAAUCUUGACUGAUUGGAUUUGGUAUUAUUAGGUAAUAAUUGUGGAAAGAGUGGAUAUGACAAUCAUGUAGAAAAUAAUUUAUCACGAGGAAGGGUUGUUAACGAGAAAAGAAUUUAUAUACGUAUUCGAUAUAUUCAAAUAUUUAUACAUUGUAAUAAAAUUUUUAAGUAUAUUUAAAUGUCUGUGCACAAUAAUUAAUCGUAAAAUAGUAUUUGUUAAUAAAAGUUAAUUCGGUGGAUUUUUCCCUUAACUAUUAUCUCGAUACUCUUCAAUUAAAUCCAAAUAAAGAAGAUAUUAUGCCUUAUUAAAUUAACACUUUGUUAACUUCGCCUUUUACCUUCUCUUCUCUUAUUAUAGAAAAUUUUACUAGGAAUUACCUGGAUAUAUUUGUUAAACGAAUUUUUACCAUUGUGAUUUAAACUGUAUGAGAAGUUUAUUCAAUAAAG
Messenger RNA from Phyllotreta striolata, 1645 nucleotides. The record is from the annotation of a GenBank genome assembly. NCBI's taxonomy places the organism in Eukaryota, Metazoa, Arthropoda, Insecta, Coleoptera, Chrysomelidae.